This is a messenger RNA of Cuscuta europaea, 1434 nucleotides long. Lineage: Eukaryota; Viridiplantae; Streptophyta; Magnoliopsida; Solanales; Convolvulaceae. The record is from the annotation of a GenBank genome assembly.
CUCUCUUCUAAAAUUCCAAUUUGAGAUGGGGUUCAUAAACCCUUGUACGUAUUUCAUUUAUCUCUUAGAUUUUAAAGAAGAUGAGAAGGCCUGGAAAUCGGCCCUAGGAGACGUGCCAACGCUGAGGCGCGUGAAGUACUCGCCGCUCCCUUGAGCAAGCCCGGAGAUGACGGAGCUAGUGAAAUCGUGCGCGAUUGCUAGAUUAGCUGCCGACGGUAGCAUCACAGUGCAGUCGCUUCAAGUUGCAGCAGAGUGAAGGAAAGGGCCCGCUGGUUGGUGGUGAGAGGGAGAAGAACAAGGCUUAUUUGCGAGCGCCUACCACCCCCUUUCUCCGUGGAGGUGCGGUGUAGGUGCCCAUACUUUCGAUUCCGGGAAUGGAAGGCUCCUCCGACGAUCGGCUUGGAUUUGGGAAGAUGGGUUAUGGAUGCCAGCACUAUAGGAGGAGGUGCAGGAUCAGAACACCUUGUUGCAAUGAAGUCUAUGACUGCCGGCACUGUCACAAUGAAGCCGCGAGCAUGUUGAGGAAUCCUUUUGAUAGGCAUGAGUUGGAUCGGCAUGAGGUGAAACAAGUGAUCUGUUCAGUUUGUGAUACGGAGCAACCAGUAGCUCAAGUUUGCACUAACUGUGGUGUUAAAAUGGGAGAAUAUUUUUGCAGUAUUUGUAACUUCUUCGAUGAUGAUACAGAGAAAGGGCAUUUUCAUUGUGAUGAUUGUGGAAUAUGCAGAGUUGGAGGCCUUGAAAACUUUUUCCACUGCACGAAAUGUGGCUCUUGUUAUGCAGUUAGUCUGCGUGACAACCAUUGUUGUGUAGAGAACUCCAUGCGGCAUCACUGCCCUAUAUGUUAUGAGUACCUCUUCGACUCUCUGAAAGACACAACGGUUAUGAAAUGUGGGCACACAAUGCAUUACGAGUGCUUUUGUGAGAUGAUAAAGCGUGAGAAGUAUUGCUGCCCAAUAUGUUCCAAGUCAAUCAUCGACAUGUCAACUAUUUGGAAAGAAAUGGAUGAAGAGAUUGAGAAUACAGCCAUGCCUGAAGAUUAUAGAGAUCGAAAGGUUUGGAUUUUGUGCAAUGACUGCAACGACACUACAGAAGUAUUCUUCCAUAUAAUAGGGCAGAAGUGUUGCCACUGUCGAUCAUACAAUACUCGUACAAUUGCUCCUCCCGUGCUUCCAGAACAGUAACAUUGUUUGGCAGCUCAAUUGUGAAUUUUGACAUCUCCUGGUGCCCAUUGAUGUAAAAUUUGAACCCAUGAAAAAAUAUUUUUUUGGUUUGUACUGACUGAACCCCCAUUGCAUGUAACGUUUAUCUUAAUUAGCUGCAGUAAUUUGAUCUUCAGUAGCAUUGUAAUAUGUUUUCUCAGAAUCAUAUGGGGCAAAAUUGAACUCAUUACCGGGUUUCGGUGUAGUGGCUUGAAAUAAAACCAUGAACUCAUUA